Molecule: messenger RNA, 2445 nt
Organism: Prorocentrum cordatum
Lineage: Eukaryota; Dinophyceae; Prorocentrales; Prorocentraceae
Source: the annotation of a GenBank genome assembly
GAGUCGGCCCUCCUGCUGACGUGCUGCGGCAACGUCGGGGGCUACGCCAGCUCGGCCGCGGAGCCCCGCCUCUGCCUCUCUGGCGCCUUCUCCGCUCCACUCCACGAGGAUGCCGCCAUGGCCUCCCUGCAGGCCGCCGCCCAGCAGAAGACGGGCAAGCGGCCUGGCACCGCCAACGGCCGCCCGGGCCUGGAAGCCAUGGUGGUUACGAGCACCACCUACGGGGGCGACUCGCCAGCGCACGCUGGCGCCGGCGGCGCCGCCAGCGAAGGCUCCGAGGAGGAGCUGCACCAGCAGGCCUCGAGCAAGAACUGGAAGGAGCGCGCCGAGUGCAUCUCGCUCCUGUCGGGCCGCGUGACGGAGAGGCCGCAGUUCGUGGACGGCACCGCCGACGGCGCCCUGCUGUGCCUGUCUUCGUGCACGCUGGGCGGGCACCGCGUGCCUCUGCUGCAGUCCGUGCUCGCGGCCACGCUGGGGGACACGGUGACGGGAGUAUUCGCCCAGGCCGCGGGCCUCCUGCAGCUCGCCUGCGAGCGGCUGCCGCCCCACGCGGGCGAGGCCUUCCUGGAGCCCCUGCUGCCGCCGCUUCUCGCCCGCCUGCAGGACACCAGCACCACCACGCAGAAGAAAGCCAUGGACGUCAUCCUCUCCGUCGCCAGCUCCAACAACAAUGCGCCUGGCUUACCUGUGCCGCCAGUGAUCCAGCGUCGUGCGGCACCCAGCGGCGCGGCCUUGCGAGGCCGCGGGUCGUCGGCGGAGGUCUGGGACCGGCCGCCCGCGGGCCCGUCCUUACGGGGGCCCGUCCCGGCGAGGUUAAAUGUGUUGGUCGCAGUUUUAGGGCUUCGCGUCGCCAGCGCACAUCCGUGCGAGACGGAGAUUGCCUCCGCUUGUCCAGAUACACCUGGAACAGAGAUGGCCAAAUGCUUGACGAAUUCGGAGGAGCAUGAGACCAAGAUAGCUCUUUCCUCGGAGUGCACAGAUUUCAUGGCGCUCAACAAAGCUUGCGCAGACGACAUCAUGAAGUCCUGUGACGAGAACUUCUACAGUGAUGAUACGAUUCUGUGCCUGACGAAGUGGACUGACAAGGAGAGCCUCGCUCCGAAGUGCCAGUCUGUGCUCAAGUGGGCUGUGCCGAGGGCGGACGAUGAGGCCGAAGUGAUCACGGACGAGUUAGGCAUGAGUCAGAAGGACAUCGAUGAGAAAGAAGAGUGGAGGGCCAAGCGCAAGGCUGCCCGUGGCGACGCCAUUGAGAGGAUGAAGAUGAAGGAGGCCGAUAGGAAAAAGGAGGAGGACAGGGUCGCACUGGAGGAGUUCAAGAAGACCGACCCAGACGGCUACGCCCAGAUGAUGGAGCAGCAGGCAGAGGAGAAACGGCAACAGGCCGAGAUCAAGAGGCUGGAGAGAAAGCGCGUUGCAGCAUUGGAGAGGAAGAGGCAGCAGGAGCAGGGUGUAGAGGACGAGGACGUCAAGCCUCAGAAGGCCAAGAAGACAAAGGCCAAGGUGGCACCAUACCCCUGGUAUGUGCCAUACGCCGCCAUGCUCGCAAUUGGUGGCGUUGCCUACGCCGGCUGGGUCCUGAAGAAGGGAGGCGGCAGCAAGCGCGGCGGCGGCAACAAGGGCAAAAAGAACGCGACGUCCGAGGACCCGAUCGUGGAGAUGGCGCACCUCAACCCCGUCCUCGCCGCGAACUUCGUCAAGAGCGCCAUGCUCAUGGGCGGCGCCUCCAGCGGCCUGGUCGCGGCGGUGACCGGCACGCUCCUCCUCACGUAUUGGUCCGGGUGGGCCGAGUGCGGGCGCCCCCUGCGCUGGUGGCUCUUGGCGAACUGCCUGCUCCAGCUGGCCCAGGUGCCCCUGCGCCUCGCCUUCUGGGGCACCGUCCGGGCGGCCGAGGUCGAUCGACGUAGCAUCCCCAGCUGCAUCGCGGAGAUGGCCAGCACGACGGCGUGGCGCGUCAGCAAGGCCGUCUCCCUGCUGACCUACUUCUGGACGAUCCUCGGCGUCGUGUGGGCCAUCAACGCGGGCGAGUGCAAGGCCUGCCCGUGGCUCAUCCGCACGGUGGCGGCGACGCUUGGGACCUCCGCGCUUCGCGUCUUCUGCGCCUUCGCGGGCUUCCGGGCCUACUUCCCGCAGACCAGCCAGGAGGAUGAAGCCCCGAAGAUGGUCGCGGCGACCGAGGACCAGAUCAGCGCCCUGGGCACGGCGAUCCACGAGUGCCACGGCGCCGACGAGGAGCUGUCCUGCGCCGUGUGCCUCUCGGACAUCUGCGACGGCGAGACCCUGCGGAAGCUCCCAUGCGGCCACAAGUUCCACGUCGACUGCUGCGACCAGUGGCUCGGCCGGAGCAAGCGGUGCCCGCUCUGCAUGCAGAGCAUCGACGAGCCGUUGGCCAAGGAGGAGCCCGCGGCGUGGGGCCUGUUCCGGCGGUGCAAGCCCCGCUUCCACUGA